AUGGCAUCUUUUGGCCAACCUAUACAUCACGGUCAAUUGACCCAAUAUCCUUCGUCAUUCCCCCCACCACCAUCUUACCCUGGCGGGAACCAAUUCGCGCCCCUAUUAUAUCAAAUUCCCCCACGAAGCACGCAGUUCACUUCAUGGCAGCAGAAUAAUACUUUGCUCCCGGCCAACAAUACGUCCAUCGCCCAAAUCGCUAGUGAUCCAUACAAUGAAGAUGUUCGUCUCCUUCAAAGCCUCCAGGAAAGCAAUCAGAUGCUGUCUGAAAAGACUAGAUCUGAUAUAGUGCAAAAAAUCGUGAUUGGUGUCUACGAAAAUGCGAGUCUGAGUGUGAGGGAUAAAAGUACUUGUGUUUCUUACGUGCGGAGCAUGAAGAUGUACGCGAGUCUCAUAGCAAAUAUAUUCACGCAUGUGACACUUUGUACACCAAAAACUUCUAGUUUCAUCGCCGAGCUCCAAGAUAUGCUCAAAAUAUGGAAAACAUGGGAUAAUUUGACUUCUCUGAUCAACCAUGGGAAGAUGAAGGCUGCAUUGCGUGAGCUAUACGAAAGGUCUCAAGUUGUCAGCAAAGGUCAUCAAUGCAAUGUCACAUUGAACCAUCCCUUGGAAGUACCCGACGAAGAUGUGGAAUAUGUGUCAGCUCUUCUAGCGACGAUCUUGACAAACGAUGAAGACGUCCAGAAGUUCUACAGCUGCACAAAUGAUGAUGCGCAGUCAUUGAUUGACCUGGUACAGGCACUUCUGGAUGCGCAUAAUGUGGAUAUUCAUGCUAUCUUCAAGCGAGUAUUGUUACAUGCUCUUAUUCGACUAUCGAGGAAAUCUGGCCAUUACCCAGGAGGAAUGGCAUUACGGGAGUUGCAAUAUAGCGGAGCCCCCAUUACUGGAGGUGGAUUUGGUGACAUCUACAAAGGUUCUGUGCUUGAACGCGCGGUAGCUGUCAAAGUUUUGCGAACCUUUGGUACAGAGCAGGAACUUCUCAAGAGUUUGUCAUGUGAAGUUGUUGUCUGGCGCAAUACGAAGCAUCCCAACCUUCUACCCUUCUACGGCGUUUUUCGUCAGGAAAAUCUAAGCGCCAUUUGCCUUGUUUCACCCUGGAUGGAUAAUGGAACGGUAACCAAUUACGUACGAAAUCAUGAUAAUGUGGAUUAUUUUUCCUUGAUUAUGGACAUCGCCAAAGGUCUCCAAUACCUGCAUGGAAUGUUGCCUACCAUCGUUCAUGGAGAUAUCAAAGGGGCAAAUAUCUUUGUCUCUCCGUUAGGAAGAGCCUGUCUAGCUGAUUUUGGACUAGCGGCUGUUAAUGACAUACUGCUGAAGUUACCAUCUACUACACGCCAUCUUGGCUUGUCCGUACGAUACUCUGCACCCGAAAUUUUGCGUGCGAGUCAAGCCAUGGACGGAAAGCCAACACGAGCGACCACCAUGAGUGACAUUUAUUCCUUUGCAUGCGUGUGUUAUGAGAUAUAUUCCAAGUUGGAGCCGUUCGGAAAUAGUGACUCCAACCAAACAUCCAUUGCUGUCCUCCAAGGCCGAAGGCCCUCUCGUCCUAAUAGUCAACAACUGGAUGAUGCCCUGUGGCAGUAUAUAGAAAAGUGUUGGCACCAAGAGAGCAAAGCACGACCCACAGCUGAGGCAGUUGUUUCGUAUCUAUCGUCGAGGCGACCGGCAAACGGUGCUCUCGAGCCCCAUCCUGACAAAGAAUGGGAUGAUGAUUUUCGAGUCCAAAUCACGUAUCCCUUAGCUCAACACCCCUUCCACUUCUUAGCAAACUAAGGAGAAAAUAUGAGCCAAACAUUCACAUACGCGGUUAUAUACUUCUGCCUAGGCUUAAAAUGGCAUCCGACUUAAUAUAGUUUAUCACUCGAUAUGAUUGAGCGUUUCCUACCUCCAUCGGAUUAUACUCAGCUGCGGAUGGAGAAACACGAUUUGAUUUGUACUUGUAUUCAUGAAAUUAUACCAUACAUGGCUUACUCGGCCUUCAUUGUGUCUGAUGUCAGACGCUGGACGGUCUGCAACGAUGUGAACCUACACUUUAUAUCUCAAUUACUGCUUGAAUAUAGUGCAAUUCAACAUCAUCGUUUGGUCACAUCG
This is a messenger RNA of Serpula lacrymans var. lacrymans S7.9, 2091 nucleotides long. Its product is annotated as protein kinase. Gene Ontology annotation, biological process: protein phosphorylation. Gene Ontology annotation, molecular function: protein kinase activity; ATP binding. Lineage: Eukaryota; Fungi; Basidiomycota; Agaricomycetes; Boletales; Serpulaceae. The record is from RefSeq and is a predicted model, not a curated record. Bases 1 to 1773 code for a protein of 590 amino acids. The transcript is spliced from 10 exons.